AUGCCACCGGUGCAAUUUGUCCCGUUGUUUCCUUACAAGCCGGUUUCUGAUGUUCCCCCACUUCCUCCUCCUCUCCCCUCCACUGUGGUUAAGGAAAAACUGAGUGCUUUCUUCCUCACUCUGCAUCCCCCAUUCCUCCCCCCACCAGCCUCCCGCCCUCUUCCCCAUGCUCUUAUCUCCCCGUUGCUUUUCUCCGCUCACCUUUCCCCCCUCGCGUUGCCUCCGAAGGUGUACGUGCAGGACGGCAUGGGCGCGGAUCUGCGCCUGCGCAUCCCGGGGGGCGCGUCCCCCAUCCUGGACCCGCAGAUCUCCCCCGACGGCUCCGCCAUCGCGUUCGUGCGCGACGACGAGCUCUUCGUCGUCUCCACCACCGCCGGCGCGCCCCGCCAGCUCACCUUCGGCGCAAAGGAAGCCAACAAGCUAUUCGUCGUCUCCACCACCGCGGGCGCGCCCUGCCAGCUCACCUUCGGCGCAAAGGAGGCCAACAAGGUGCGGCUGAGUUCCGGGGGUAGAGUGCUCGGCGCAAAGGAAGGGCAGGAGGAGAUGGAGCGGCGAAGUGGCUUCUGGUGGGCGCAUGACAGCACGCGCAUCGCCUUCACGCAGACAGACGCCUCUGCUGUGCCGCUCUUCCGCAUCCCCCACUGCACCCGCCCGCCUGUGGGGGUGGACUCCGAGGAAGAACAUGCAUACCCCUUCGCAGGCCAGGCAAACGUGAGCGUGAGGCUCGGGGUCGUGCCCGUGGCUGGCGGCGAGGUUCGGUGGAUGGAUCUGCAUUGCGGCUUGGCAGGCAGCAGCUUUGGGCAGGUGGUGGCACAAGACAGUGGGGUGUUUCAGCAGGGAGAAGCAGCAAGGACAGUGGAUAGCACACACGAGGGUGAUGCAGGGACCCUACCUGGAAGGGACGCUGGGGAACCAGCACUGCCUGAGAAGGAAGCGAGUGGGAUUGCGACUGCUGGCAGUAGUGGCAGUGGCAAUGGCACUGCCACAGCUGCUACAGCCGCUACAGCUGCUACAGCCGCUACAGCUGCUGUAGACGAUGAUGACGAUGAUGAGGAAUACCUAGCGCGCGUGUCAUGGCUCCCAGACGGGCGUCUGUCCGCGCAGGUACAGAACCGCAGGCAGACUCGCCUCAAACUCCUCCGCUUCGACCCCAACACAGGCAGCAGGGACCUCGUUCUUACUGAGUCCAACCCCCUCUGGGUGAACCUGCAUGACUGCUUCACCCCCCUGGUGAAAUCCGGAGGGGAGCUGCGCGGGGGUUUCCUGUGGGCGAGUGAGCGCACGGGGUUCCGGCACUUGUACUUGUAUGCGGGGUCGGGGCGGUGUGUGGGGGCGGUGACGGCGGGGGAGUGGAUGGUGGAGCAGGUCGCGGGGUUGGAUGAGGGCGCUGGGCUGGUGUAUUUCACUGGGACCAUGGAUAGCGCGUUGGAGAGUCAUUUGUAUGUGACUAAGUUGUUUGGGGGCGUGGAGGGGGGAGGAGGGGGUGCUGGGUUGGGGCCUUUGUUGGGUGCGGAGAAGCGUGACGCGUUUUCUCGUUAUGAGCAGCAGCAGCAGCAGCAACACGUGGUGCCGAUGGUGUUAGAUUCGGUGCAGCCCACCGCAUCAUCAUCCCCAGCAGCAGCAGCAGCAGCAGCAGCAGCAGCAGCAAUAGGAACUGCAGCAGGAGUAGCUCCACCAGGUCGACCUGGUUCAAACCCAUCACCACCACCACUAGCAACAGCAGCAGCACCCGCAGCAGCAGCAUCACUCCACCCACCUCCCUCCUCCCUCGCCGCCCUCUCGUCCUCUCUGCCGCCCGCCCGCCCCAUCCGCCUCACCCAGGGCCCCGGGCGGCACCUGGUGGUGCUGGACCACAGCCUGCAGCGCUUCGUUGACCUCGUUGACUCGCUAGACUCGCCGCCCGCCGUGCGCCUCUGCUGCCUGGCGUCGGGGCGAGUGCUGGCGGUGAUCUUCCAGCAGCACUCGCCCAACCCCCGCGUGCAGCGCCUGCAGCUCCGGCCUCCCGAACUCGUGGAAGUGACUGCUGCUGAUGGCACCACCCUGCACGGGGCCAUCUACCGCCCUGACCCGGCCAUCUUUGGCCCGCCUCCCUACCGCACGGUGGUGAGCGUCUACGGGGGCCCGCACGUGCAGACAGUGUGCGAGUCGUGGCUAUCCACAGUGGACAUGCGCGCCCAGUUCCUGCGUGCUCGAGGCAUGCUGGUGUGGAAGCUUGACAACCGGGGCAGCAGUCGCCGUGGGCUGGCCUUUGAAGGAGCCAUCAAGUGCAACAUGGGCGGCAUUGAUGCUGACGACCAAGCGGCCGGCGUCCGUUGGCUUAUCCAGCAGGGCCUCGCCGACCCAAACCGGAUCGGGAUUUACGGGGAAGCUGCUGCUGGUGCAUGGGAUGAUAGACGAAAAUGUGCAUUUCAGGCACUCGGUGCGGCUGGUGCAGGCACUUACUACUGCUGCUAA
Messenger RNA from Closterium sp. Naga37s-1, 2454 nucleotides. Lineage: Eukaryota; Viridiplantae; Streptophyta; Zygnematophyceae; Desmidiales; Closteriaceae. The record is from the annotation of a GenBank genome assembly.